CAUUUUGGGUGAGACAAAAUUUCGUUUUAGGUUAAAAUUAGAACAAGGGCAAAGUUGUCAAAAUUUUAUAAAUUGUGGGCUUUAUGUAGAAAAACGCGGGCGAUGUUUAACAAGUCCCAUAAAAAUAGCUAAAAUAUCAUUGGAAUUUUCUCUCUCCUCCAUCAAAAACCAUGAACAAGAUCUCUUUCUCUUUAUCAUCAAAUCAAUCUUCUUCUAAAUCGAACGCCAAAACCAAAAAUCCCCAAAUUAAUCGUGAAUCAAUCCCUGAAUUCGACCCAUCUCAAACCCUAACCCUAGAAAAAGGCCCCAAAAAAAUCGCCAUCCCGCCAAAACAGAACGAAUGGCGUCCCGCGAAGAAGAUGAAGAAUCUCGAUUUACCCCCAAUUCAUUCAGAAGGAAAACCCCUUGAAUUUGAAGUUGAGAUUGAAGCUGAUGUUGUUGCCCCAGAAUCUGAAUCGAAAAUUUCAUACGGGUUGAAUCUUCGGCAAGAUGCGGUUGAUGGUAAGGGUGAAUUCGAUGUUUCUAAUUCAAUUGAUGCGAUUAUGCUUAAGAAAUUGAGAAAUAAUUUAGAUAAGUUGCCUGAAGAUGAGGGUUUUGAUCAAUUUGAGGAGGUUCCUGUUGAGGGUUUUGGGGAAGCUUUGUUAGCUGGGUAUGGGUGGAGACAAGGGAUGGGAAUUGGGAGAAAUGCUAAGGAGGAUUUCAAGGUUGUUGAGUAUAAACGCCGGAACGCGAAAGAGGGUUUAGGGUUUAGUGAUGAUGAUGUGGUUCCUAAGAAAGUUGAUGGGAGGGAUAAUAAGAAUAAAGGAAAGUUUGAGGUUGGGAAAGAGGUUAGGAUUAUUGGUGGUAGGAAGAUGGGGUAUAAGGGUAGAGUAAUUGAAGUGUUACGCGGUUCGUUGUUUUUGAGGCUUUCGCGUAGUGAUGAGGAAGUCAAGGUUCGAGUGGAUGAAGUAGCUGAGUUGGGUUCUUUGGAGGAAGAUAAGUGUUUGAAGGAGUUGAAGAUUCGAGGUUCUAAAGAAUCUUUGAGGGGCAGCGAUAAGAAGGGGAGUAGAGAUUCGUCGAGUGAAAGAAAGGAAAGUAAGAGUGGUAGAAAUGAGGAUAGGAGAGGUGAUGUUGGUGAAGUUAAGAGUGAAUGCAGGGUGCGGGUGGAUGAGGAAAGGACUAGUAGUAGUCGAGUUUCUUGGCUUAGGAGUCAUAUUAGGGUCAGAAUUGUUAGCAAGUCGUUUAAAGGAGGAAAGUUUUACUUGAAGAAGGGUGUGGUAAUCGAUGCUGCUGGAGUCAGGACCUGUGAUAUAUCGAUGGAUGAUGGUAGGGAGAUUGUUCAGGGAGUAGAACAGGAGAUAUUGGAAACUGCUCUUCCUAGGCGAGGUGGUCCUGUUCUUGUUCUCUUCGGAAACCACAAGGGUACUUAUGGCAGUCUUGUGGAAAAAGAUUCCGAGAGGGGAACUGGUGUAGUUCAAGACGCUGAUACACAUGAGCUGAUUCAUGUGCAGCUUGAACAAAUAGCUGAAUUCGUUGGAGACCCAGGCGACAUUGGUUAUUGAUUAUGUAAUCAAUGUGGCAAAACCUUGCAACAGGAAUAGGCUUAUGUAGGGUGAAGAGUCAUGCUGAUUAUUGUACAAGCAAAUUUCCUCACAUUUGCUCACUAGGUUUUUUAUUACCUAGUAGUAUAUUUUGAUUCAUCCUUAUGUUAUUGGGUAGUGGAUUGUAAAAUCAUUUUUACAAUUGUACGGUGCCAAUAGAUGAUUAAGAGAGAUUUCACUAACUAGAUUUAUUGUUAUUUUCUCCAUGCUUUAUACAGUACUAAACUGAUCUCUGCUAAAUUUAAGUCACUUCAA
This is a messenger RNA of Chenopodium quinoa (quinoa), 1835 nucleotides long. Its product is annotated as protein MOS2-like. Gene Ontology annotation, cellular component: spliceosomal complex. Lineage: Eukaryota; Viridiplantae; Streptophyta; Magnoliopsida; Caryophyllales; Amaranthaceae. The record is from RefSeq and is a predicted model, not a curated record. The coding region runs from base 171 to 1541 and encodes 456 amino acids. Gene Ontology annotation, biological process: mRNA splicing, via spliceosome. Gene Ontology annotation, molecular function: nucleic acid binding. The transcript has a single exon.